AUGUGCUGUCGGCUCUUCUGGUUUCACCAUAUCAAAAGCCUGACCAAGCGGAAAGUUAUCGUGCAGGAAGCCAAAAAUCUUGAGGUGUACCCCCUGCGUAUCGGAGGCUUCAGCAAGCCAGGCUUUCCCGGCGUCAUCGUUGCGGAGGGAUCCCUUGCAGCGCUGGAGGGAUACACGGCCACGCUGCGCGCGCUGCGCUGGAGCGCCAUGGCCGUGCGGGGGGAGGAGGCGGGUGGCCUUACGCGCCGCUUGCCCUUGCCCCUCCGCGAGGUCGCUGGGGAGGGUAUGGGGGAGCUGGCAUCCCUGUGCCGCGGCGCGGGGGUGGAGGCGCUCUUCCUCUCCGCCCUCAAGCUCCCCACGGUCUGA
Auxenochlorella protothecoides is the source of this 366-nucleotide messenger RNA. Its product is annotated as RWD domain-containing protein 2B. The transcript has 2 exons. Lineage: Eukaryota; Viridiplantae; Chlorophyta; Trebouxiophyceae; Chlorellales; Chlorellaceae. The record is from RefSeq and is a predicted model, not a curated record. Bases 1 to 366 code for a protein of 121 amino acids.